AUGACUAGAUUGUACGUCAAGUUUAUUAUGUUAUUAGCAACAACAUCUUGGGGAGUGAUGGCAAUGAAUUGUGUAACACAGAAUAAAAAUAAAGUUAACGAAGCGGAACUAUUACAUAAGGAUGCCACUCGAAAACCUAAAGUGAAAUCUAGAAGUCGCUGUUGUCCUUACGACUUCGACCCCAAUGAUUGUAAAGUCGUCGGUGAGAGAUUGCUCUGCGGUUACAACAGAAACAUUGGUGGUUAUCCUAAUGAAAACUUUGCUAAGGAACUCGAAAAUGGUUGUCGUAUAAGAAACGGAAGAUUGGAAUGUGGAUACGUCGUUGGUCCGUUCACGAAUCCACGCCGACCACCGGUCGACGACGUUGUUAUUCCUGAGGAUGAUGACAAUGACCCGGCAACAACGCCUAUCCAAAAGGAUGCAGAUAAAAAUGCUAGUGGGGAAAUUGAAAGUAAAGAGCCGCUUAAGCAUUUUACAGCAGAAAAUUCUAAAACAGCUACAACUAGAUGUUUAGAGAUUCGAGAACGUAUCGUUUGCCGACAUCUA
Molecule: messenger RNA, 546 nt
Organism: Iphiclides podalirius (scarce swallowtail)
Lineage: Eukaryota; Metazoa; Arthropoda; Insecta; Lepidoptera; Papilionidae
Source: the annotation of a GenBank genome assembly